This is a messenger RNA of Diatraea saccharalis (sugarcane borer), 624 nucleotides long. NCBI's taxonomy places the organism in Eukaryota, Metazoa, Arthropoda, Insecta, Lepidoptera, Crambidae. The record is from the annotation of a GenBank genome assembly.
AUUACUUGUCAAGUCGACAGUGUCCUAAUCAGACGUAUAACCCUCCUCUAUUUAACACAGACUUAUACCAAAAUGAGGUGCUUGAUCGUCUUGUCCGUCGUGGUGGCCGUAGCCUUAGCUGACACGUACUCCACAACUCAUGACCAAUUAGAUGUGGAUGCUCUCGUCACCAAUCAGGAUUCCCUCCGUGCCAUCACCAACUGCUUCUUAGAUAAAGGCGAUUGCGAUGAAACCACAACAGCUUUCAAAAAGGUACUGCCUGAAGCCACAGAGCAGGCUUGUUCUAAAUGCACCGGAGCACAGAAACACAUGCUCAAGAGGUAUCUGGAAGAAGUGAAGAAGAACUUCCCAGAAGAUUUGGACGCUCUUAAGCAGAAAUACGACCCUGAAGGCAAACAUAUUGAAGCUCUACGCGCUGCUAUUGCUGAUGCUUGAACAUGAGGAUACCAAAUUUUUUUAUAACAGCAAACAAAGUAUUACAUUAUAAUAAUUGAGAAUAAUGAUCAACAAAUUCUUCACUAAAGAUAAAUUCGGCCAUGCAAGAUACUAACUAUAAUAAUCUUAUUGCAAUUAUUAAGAUUUGUGAUCUGGAAUGUAUUUUUAAUAAAAAUCUUUAUUUUCGUU